AUGGGCGGGGUUCAGGUUAUGAAGGUCGAGGAAGAGAAAGGAGAAGGCGUCCAUCGCAACAGCCAGCAACUGCAGCAGUCACUUCUGUUCACUACAUAUACGGUCAAUAUUCUAGUAGUGACCGGUGUCUUUCUAAAAAUAAUGUGGUCUCGAAAUGUUGCACUGGUCUUCUGUCUCCUUGGUGGAGUUACCGCUAUUGGAGAAAAUGCGAUGGAUUUCCAAGCCAUUACUGGUAUUCUUGGAGGAAUUGGAAAAAUGCUCGAAAGCAAAAUUGACACCAUCAAUGUCCCUGCGGAGAUGGUUAUGGGAAAAUGGUUCCAGAUGUACAAGGCUGCUAUGAACUUUGAUGUUGUCCGCACCACAAUGUUCUGCCCAGUUGCUUAUUUCUCUCCUAAUCCGAUAAUGGGUGAAGAAGGAUUCUCGAUGCAAGAAGCUUACAGAGUGGUUUCAAAAACUGGACCAAUUGAGACUUACAAAAGAGACAUGAACAAAGUUGGACCAGGACAAUACUGGAUGUACACUGAAGAGUACUUCUACCCAAGACAAUUUUACAUUAUCGGAGCUGGACCAUCUUUCAAUAAUGGCACCAGAAAUUCUACCGAGCCACUCCAAUACUUGAUUGCUUCUGAUGCUAACCGACUUUCCCUCAUGGUUUAUGCUAGAGAUCCUCUUGUAUUUUUCCAGAAGUACAACAAGGAGGUUGUUGAGUUCAUGAAUGGACACGGAUUUGGAGGAAAUGUCUUCUGGAACAGCCCAAAGCCAAUUUACCAAGGACCAGACUGCGAAUGGCCUUCUGAAAAGGAGGUCUUUGCCAGAAGAGUUUUGAAAAACCAAGAAAUGAACGAGCGCAACAAGAAUGGAACUUCAGACCCAAUUCUUUCCGGAAUGCCACUUGCCGACAUGAUCCGCGACCCAAAGCGUACUUUGGAAAGACUAGUUGGAACAAAAGCUUUGCAACAAGCCACCGCCGGAAUCACAGCCGGUCCACCAGCCAGCCGUAGCGAGUGACCUCAUUCUACCAUUUUUCGCCAUUUUUCCAGUACUUCUACCAUUUUCUCUUAAUAAUCUCUUUCCAAUUUCUUCACGCACUAAUUAUCAAUCUGUGAUCCUUUAAUUAUUGUCUACAUGUAUUAAUAAUAAUAUUAAUAAUGCAAUUAAUAAGACACGGUUCCGUGUUCCUUCCGUUGUAUCUCAUUGUCUUUUGAAAAAAGAAAAGUUAAUUCAAUAAAUUUGUAAGUUCAUUUUGAAU
Molecule: messenger RNA, 1249 nt
Organism: Caenorhabditis elegans
Lineage: Eukaryota; Metazoa; Nematoda; Chromadorea; Rhabditida; Rhabditidae
Gene: lpr-6
Product: LiPocalin-Related protein
Exons: 6
Coding region: 1-1008 (335 amino acids)
Source: RefSeq, marked reviewed